Molecule: messenger RNA, 1947 nt
Organism: Vitis riparia (riverbank grape)
Lineage: Eukaryota; Viridiplantae; Streptophyta; Magnoliopsida; Vitales; Vitaceae
Exons: 10
Coding region: 23-1552 (509 amino acids)
Source: RefSeq, a predicted model, not a curated record
GAAGAGCCUUUCACUACCGCAUAUGAUUCCACCACCCACAAGCCAAGACACGGGAAAGAAGCCCCGCCUCAUCCGAUCACCAAACAUAACACUCCAGAGGGAAAUAGGCGAAGAUGAUCGAAUCAACCAUGGCCUUUCGAUUCCGCGCCGGCGCCGGUGCCCGUGCCGGACUCUUCUCCACCGCCGCCGUCUCCAGACUAGAUUUAUAGGAGUAACCAGUGGAUCUUUCACAAAAAGGCGAAAUCCCGUGAAGCAUAGGUUUCGGGUAUCUGCAGAGCAUUUGGGUUCGAGGGAGCCGCAGUACCAUCCAUUUGAAGAGAUUGUGGAAUCAUCAUUUCCGGAGAGUGGAGAAGCUAGACUUACAGCUGCUGAAACUACUAGGACUGUUAUUGAGGUCAACAACAAAGCAACACUAAUGUUUUCAAAUUUAAUCAAUAAUGAAGUUCAUGAGAACAUUUUCUGGCCAGAGUUGCCGUAUGUAACAGAUGAACAUGGAAAUAUUUACUUUCAGGUGAACAACGAUGAAGACAUUAUGCAAUCCCUAACUUCUGAAAAUAACUUUGUGCAAGUUAUUAUAGGCUUGGAUACCUCGGAAAUGCUCAAUGAGAUGGAGUUAACAGGUCCAGCAGAAAUUGAUUUUGGGAUUGAGGAAAUUGAAGAUGAAGAUAGCGAUCUUGAUUACGAGGAUGAUGAGAAUGAUGAUGAUGAUGAUGAUGAGGAUGAUGAACAGGACUGGGUAGCUAUUCUUGAAGAUGAGGAAGAUCAGGAGGAUUCUGAUGAGGCAGUUGGAGACUGGGCAAAAUUGGAAACUAUGCGUUCUUCUCAUCCAAUGUUUUUUGCUAAAACAAUGGCAGAGGUUGCAUCAGGGGAUCCUGUUGAUUGGAUGAAUCAGCCUCCAGCUGGUAUUGCCAUCCAAGGCCUUCUAAGACCUGCCUUAAUAGAAGAACAAUCUGUCAUCCAAAAGCAUAUAUCUAGCCACCAAUCCAGUAAUGCUAAUGUAAAUCAGGUUGAGAAAAAUUCAGAAGACAAAGCAGAAGAUCUUGAAAAGAUUAAUGGUCAUGGACAGGAAUCAGGAUCAUCUAGAGAUAAUUCAAUCCAGGCAGAAGAUAUAGAGAAAGACUACAACAUGAUGAAUGGGUUUUCAUUUUACAAACUGGAGAUGAUUAAAAUACUGCUGAUUUCAGCUCAUGGACUUCAGGCUGUCGUUGACCUAGAAGAUUUCAGGAAUGCUCAACCUGAUGCCAUUGCACAUUCAGCAAGCAAAAUUAUAUCUCGCUUAAAAGCUGGUGGAGAAAAGACCACACAAGCUCUCAAAUCUUUGUGUUGGAGAUGUAAGGGUAUUCAAGUGGAGGAGGCAACACUUAUUGGUGUGGAUACCCUUGGUUUUGACUUGAGAGUUUGUUCAGGAAGGCAAGUCCAAACAUUGCGGUUUACAUUUAAUACACGGGCUACAUCGGAGUACAGUGCUGAGAGACAGCUUAACGAUCUACUAUUCCCCAGGAUCCACCAAAAGACACAAAAAAAGAAACAAGCUCAACAAAAAGAAUACUAACUCUGUAAUCAGCAUACUCUAGUUCCCAUUGAUUUGUUGUACUAUCUUGAGCUGAGAAUGGGUAAAGCUACAACAGGUAGCAGAUUCCUCGACCCAGUUCCCAGCUUAACUUGUAAGUUGUAACCCCGGCAACUGUAAUGGGAAUCCAUUGCUUUGCCAAUUUUUUUUCCUUAUGUUAAUCAUCCAUUCAAACUAUGUGCUCAUUUAUUGUAGCUAUUUUUCUUUUCUGGUCUAACAAAUGUUCUGUAAAUUAGAUGUGACCAUAUCUCAUCUGAGGUGAAUGUUGAAGUCGAGAAGAUUUGUUAACUUAAAAUCAGAGAGAUUGUUAAAACUUAGGAAGAAAGAUUGAGAUGAACCUUUUUCAUCAAGCUAACUGCAGAGGAUUUUUUAUUUUU